CAGUUGAAAGGGCCGCUAAAGUUUGACGGUUUCGCGAACACAUGGUUUUCGCUAGGCACGCACCUACCUAAUGCUAAAUAUAUUGUAUCCAUGUACCUCCGACUACUAGGUUAGGUCGUUUUACAUUUUACGCACGCGGGAAUCGGCAGGUGCCUGUCACCGGAAUACACAUGCAACGCUGGCAUAAGUCAGUAGGUAAAUGUGGUUCCUAUUUUUACAUCUGAUUAUUACACAGCAGUCCGGGUGGUAGUGCUAACCCUUGCUACCUCGUUCAAUAUCGGCCGUCUAUUAUUGGAUGUACUUGAUCCUUUUCAAACACUUUUCGUGCGUACAUACGGUACCUACAUAGUACAUAUCCAAAUCACCAACUCAAUAUCGAAAAAGUUUCUUGGACGGUCAUACCCUGCGACGCGGAUUCUCGGAGGAAAACACAAAGACAAUAACACAAAGACAAUAACAGAAAGACAAUACAAACGAUAGCCCUAUUCUUGACAUCUCAGUUCCUUUGUAUGACAACUCGGACUAAGACAUCGUUUCUACUCCAUGGUCUGCACGACUAUACGCACAACGAAGUUAUUGCUUCCUCGAAACUCUCCUAUAUAAUACGCUUCGGGAUCUAGCAUUUCGUAUCGGAUUCGUAAUUAUGUCGAGAUCACCGCACACCCCUAGCCAUUCCCGGCAAAGUUCCGCUAUCGAUACCUCUUUUCAAAGCUCGAGUCCCAAUAUGUCGCCUCGCAGCCGACGCCAGUCGAAAUCCUCCUUUCAAGACCCUUUAACACCCCUACGCAACAGUAUGAACGAGUCUGAGCUUAAUGAUCUCAGCAAUGGUGGUAUGGGUCCGGAUAAUGGCCUUGGAAAUUUGGCUGAUGAGUUGGCUGAUGCUUUGUCUGGAUCCGGCGAAGAGGAAUAUUAUGAGGACGGGGAAGAACAGUCGCAAUUCGGAUUCGAUGAGGGGGACCAAGGUCAGGCGCCAGCUGAUGGGAUUAGGGAUAGCGGUGUUGAUGUAGAAAGCCAACCGGAGCACCGAGAAAAGACUAGGAACGCAAGCCUAGGCAUACCAUCUCCCCCUGCGCGCGGCCACCGACGGACUGGAAGCGUAUACGACGGGAGUGAAUAUGGUUCUGAAUCCGACUUGGAGUCGCCUGGCAUGCCGCCAAGUCUGGUUGCUAGGAUCGAUGCUGUAGAAUCCCUAGCCCGAAGAGGGACUGAAAGCAAUGGCAGUUCUAGUGACGCCGUGUUUCAACGGUUAACAGACGGACUGAAAGACCUGGGGUCACAGUCUGGUGUAGAGGGUAGCACCACGAGAUUAAUAACGGCUCACUCAGCUUUGGCAACACAUCUGGCGCAUCAGACGCGGCAGAUUCAUAACCUCACCUUCCCUCUAUUAUCUCCGCUAGUUCAGCCCCCGGAUCCCGAUACUAUCGAUUCCCUUCUGCCGCUACUAACUUCCGUCUCGGACGAAAUGCCGCGGCCCGCGACCUCGGCUCUUAACUCUCUAAGUGCUUUGCAUUCCGUAACGUCGGACCUCGUGCAAACGCUGAAUUACCUCUCCGACACACUGCACAUGUCACGACAAACCACAACCACCGCCGCAAGGCGGCUAAGAAUGGCCAAGGAAAUGGUAGCGGAGAUAAAACGCGAAGAAGAGUUGAAAGAGGAAGGGGAGAGGUGGUUGACGAAAGGUAACUGGGGCGAGAGGUUACAAAAGCGCGAGUGCGCCGGCGUAUGCAGAGAAGUCGUUGGAGGCUUCGAGGAAGUAUGUAACGGCUGGAGGGCCCGCCUAUUAGCCCAGGCAGAGUCGGCAUAGAAACGACUUGAAGCGCAGGGACACGCGUUCGUAACGAAGCCAGGAAGCAAGCAUAUUUUGUUUUUCGAGCAUAAUUCGGAAACCUACGUCUGUAAUAUGCGGCUGGGUUGGCCUUGUUAACUCAGACUUUAUUUUGUCUUUUUUUUCAGCAUUGCGGUGGAUACGUAUUGAUUACAACUCAAGAACCUGGUGGCGUUGAUAUCAAUUGGGCGGUUUUGACCGGUUCUUAUGGCCUCGGGAUAGACAUAAAGACUCGAAUGAAAGCACAGUACCCGACGACGGUGGUGCUUCGUUAAUAUACACAAUGGGAAUGCUCGCCGUCUUGGGUGUGGAACCUGUUGGUGGACUGUGGUUUACUCAUAUUGAGACUUCGCUUAAGAGCAGACUAGAUCUCAAUAGAUUAUAGGCUAGAGUAACACUGGAGUAUCUUGAUUUAGAACAUUGAGUUAUGUAUACUUCCUUCGGCUCUAACAUAAAGAUCUGAGAUUGACGCCAGUGAGAUGUAAGAACCGAAUCAUGCCAUUAUACGUAG
This is a messenger RNA of Daldinia decipiens, 2339 nucleotides long. RefSeq lists its product as uncharacterized. The record is from RefSeq and is a predicted model, not a curated record. The transcript has 3 exons. Lineage: Eukaryota; Fungi; Ascomycota; Sordariomycetes; Xylariales; Hypoxylaceae. The coding region runs from base 644 to 1807 and encodes 387 amino acids.